UUUUUUUUUUUCUAAUGCUAAAAUCGUAGUCCUUUUUCUCUUCACACUGUUAGUGUUCAGUUACAGUCACUGGUUAUAUUCUUUUUCUAUAUUUUGUUUUUUCUUUUCAUAAUAUGGGUUGAUUCUCGUAGAUGAAUCGAACUUAUUAGCAUAUCGCUUGAACAGUGUAAAUGGAUUGAUCAGUGAAAGAUUUGUCGACCCAGUUCGUUUUUCUGCUUGUUUGGGUAUAAAAUUGGCUGAUCGGUUGGUGAUAAGAUUGUGAAACUUGAUCGAAUUCUUUGUUUUAGAUUUAUAAGCAGAAACAACAAGACCUAAAUGGGUAACUUUAUUAAAGAGCUUACUCUUUUGUUGCAAAAUGGAAUAUUUAGAUCUUGGUAAAAUUUAUGAUUUAAUUCCUCCUGAAAGAAUAUAAUGGUUGCUUCUUACUGCUUUCUUGUGUGUUUGAAUUAUUGUCAUAGGCAAACAAAUGGAGAAUGUAGUGCUGGUAGCUGCUGGCAUGGUUAAUGCGUCAGCAUUGAAGUUCUGAAUUUGGUCUCAUUAUAAGGUCAAAGCAAUGUCAGCUUAUGCACAUCAAAUGGAGAGGGAGUUCUCUGCUCACGGUCUCUCUAGUAGAGGAGGCUCUGAGAUGGAAAGCCGUUAUGAGGUAGAGUCAGGGUUCUACAUGACAUCCUUUGCUGCAAUGAUCUUCAUGGGUGCUCUUGUAACUGUUGGAGUUUUAUUCAUCACCUUGCUGAUUGCUUUAACAGUAAUGUUGCAGUCCUGUCAGAAUAGAAGUAAAGGUGUUAUUGAGAUUCAAAAGCUAAAUGAUGAUUAUAACUACUGCAAGAUUUUUGCCAUAUAUGCAGAGCUCAACAACUUGAGACAAAUUGAAUUCCCUACAAUUUGCAUGAGUCUCGCUAUGCAGCACAUCAUAGAAAGUCAAUAUGGAAGAGAUUUAAACAGUACUAUGUGGUUAGUUGAUAAAUACUUUGACAGUUUCAUGCCAUUAAAUGAUGGUCUAGACGUGGUAUUGAUGGACCUAGAUGAAUUUCUUCCUUCAAUUCCUCCUUAUGCCUAUCCCUUGAUGCACAGGUUAAAUCAGCACAGUCAUCACUGUUUUGAGGAAGCAAAACAUUUGAAGCAAAGACUUCUUCUAAGAUUAUACAUAAAACUUCAAACUAGAGGGUGGUCUUUGAUUUUAUUAUCAAGAAGGCCAGAGACACUACGGAAUGCAACCAUAUAUCACCUUACCUCUGCAGGUUACAAAGGUUGGUUGUCCGUGAUCAUGAGAUUGAAUGAUGAAAUGGAAAUGGACGAUCGUCAAUACCUUUCAAAACGGAGAAUGGUGCUGCAGAAAGAAGGCUUCCGAAUCUCAGGCAUAAUUAGCAGCCAGAUGGAUAGUUUGACAGGUCCAUUUUCAGAACAGCACAUUUUUAAGCUUCCAAAUCCUAUGUAUUACUGUUUCAAUCUUCCUGUAAAUAACACGGGUGAGCAAAAAUAGAUCAUUUCCGAUGGCCGCAUCUGAUUUAUUAUUUAUAUGUGAAUAGUUUUCAGUUUCUCGUAGUCAAGUCAACUAGUACUCUGUUGUAUAUAAAUAUUAUCAUUUAAUGAUAUUUCAGUUUGUUAAUAAUUAAUAAAA
Jatropha curcas is the source of this 1618-nucleotide messenger RNA. NCBI's taxonomy places the organism in Eukaryota, Viridiplantae, Streptophyta, Magnoliopsida, Malpighiales, Euphorbiaceae. The record is from RefSeq and is a predicted model, not a curated record.